AUGAUUUGGUCUGCUCGCACUCUCGUCGCCUUUGCGGCACUCGGGGAGGCAGUGCCCCAGUUCGGCGGAGGUGGUGGCUCAACGAUGUUGCGAUUUGGAUGCUCCCAGGUCGUUAUUGACCGCAUCGACCCUCUGGUCAACCCCGACUUACUCCCGUCCCCCCACAUGCAUCAGGUUAUAGGAGGGGAUAGUUUUAAUGUUUCCAUGCCUAGUGCUGAUAUUGGCAAUCUUGCUUCUUGCACCACCUGCAAUUUCGCCGACGAUUUUUCCAACUAUUGGACGGCCAACCUGUACUUCAAGGCUCGUAACGGCAGUUAUAAGCGCGUUCCUCAAAUUCCUAAUAGAUUGCUCUUCAACGAUAAGUUCACUACCCAAACCUCAGGCGGUUUCGUUGUCUACUAUGUCUCGCCCGGCAAGGGCAAGGUUACCGCCUUUAAGCCUGGCUUCCGCAUGCUAGUUGGUGAUGCUACCCAGCGGGCAAAGAAGGGCAGCGGAAUGAAGUCGCAGACGUGUUUCCGUUGUUUCUCAGGCCCAAACUUUGGAGGUGACAAUGCUAGUCCUUGUGCCGACGCCAAGUUGGAUACCGAGACUCUCCCCGCGGGACAAUGCUUGGGUGGCAUCCGAUCUAACAUCCUGUAUCCGACUUGUUGGGACGGCAAGAACCUUGACAGUCCCGACCACAAGUCUCACGUUGCAUAUCCUUCUUCUGGACCAGCCACGUUCACCGGCUCUAGUACAGGUGGUGACUGCCCAGCGAGUCAUCCGGUUAAGAUCCCGCAAAUCAUGCUAGAGAUCGUUUGGGACACGAAGGCAUUUAACAACAAGGCCGAUUGGCCCGCGGAUGGGUCUCAACCUUUUGUCCUAAGCACCGGAGACCCAACCGGAUAUAGCCAGCACGGCGAUUACGUCUUCGGAUGGAAGGGUGAUUCCCUCCAGAAGGCUAUGGAUGGCGGCCCAUGCACGGGUGCUUCCUGUGCGAACCUCAAGACACAGGUUAUCGAUGGGGCCAAUAAGUGCAAAGUGCCGAAGCGCUUCCCUGAGAACUACGACGGAUGGAUCGAUAGGCUCCCAGGAAUGUAA
Messenger RNA from Venustampulla echinocandica, 1080 nucleotides. RefSeq lists its product as uncharacterized. The transcript has 7 exons. Bases 1 to 1080 code for a protein of 359 amino acids. The record is from RefSeq and is a predicted model, not a curated record. Lineage: Eukaryota; Fungi; Ascomycota; Leotiomycetes; Helotiales; Pleuroascaceae.